AUGGCCAAGAAACUCCAUUACUUCGACCUGAACGGGUUCGCCGAGCCCAUUAGGUACUUGCUCCACUAUGGGGGUCAAAAGUUCGAAGACAUAAGAUACGACAUAAAGUCAUGGCCCGACAAGAAGAUCAAAGACUCGCUGCCGUAUGGCCAGCUGCCAUUGUACGAAGAAGGCGGCAUGAAACUUUCACAAUCUGUAGCCAUUGCCCGUUACAUUGCCCAGAAAGUCAACCUUCUGCCCAACGAUCCUUGGGAGCAGGCCAUGUUGGACAGUGCCGUACUCGCAAUGUACGACGUUUGGUUAAAAAUCGUUACUUUCCUCAAGGAACAGGAUCCCGCCAAAAAAGCGACAAUUAAGAAGGAACUCAUCGAUGAAACUCUUGACUUCUACUUUUCUCGAUUUGAGAAGCAACUGAAGGAGAACAAGGGAUUCUUCAAUGGGAAGCUGACAUGGACCGACUUUGUUCUUGUUGGAAUCGUGGAGGCUGCUAAUUUGAUACUCCAAGUUGAUAUCAACAAGAAGUACGCCAACGUGGAUCAACUCAUGAAGAAGAUCGUCACCCUGCCGGGAGUGAAGGAAUACGUCGCAUCCAGAAAACCAUACGUUGUG
This is a messenger RNA of Iphiclides podalirius (scarce swallowtail), 609 nucleotides long. Lineage: Eukaryota; Metazoa; Arthropoda; Insecta; Lepidoptera; Papilionidae. The record is from the annotation of a GenBank genome assembly.